UGUGUUUUUAGCCUUUUUUUCUGUGUUUUGUGUCUGCCGCGCCGCCACAAGGAUCCACAUUCCCCAGCAGUGCCUCGGGUAUCCAUGGACGCCCAGAGAGGAGGCCACACGAUGCCCCAGGGUGGAAAAAAUGACGAGGUGGACGGCAGUUCUGGUGGUGGUGCUGGCGGCGGCGGCGGCGGCGGCGGCGGCUGACUCAGAUGUGGAGGCAGCGGCGGAGAGCCCCGAGUCAUACCUUGCCAAGGGCGAGGCGACGGGGCGAACCUUCUCGGAGUGGGGCCAGGCUAUCAUGGAGUGGAUGGGCUUUGACUACGACGACUAUGAUGACUACGACUACAACAACUACGACUAUCAGCUGUACUACCCCGGAAGCGCCUCUGCUCAGGUCGGCUACGGGCUGCCUUCCGUGGGUCACAUUGCGCCGUCCGCGAGUGGUCAGUCCUCCUACAGUAGCUACCAGCCCUACCAGGUGGUGCCGCAUCCCAACCAAUUCAGCUACAAUGCAAGAGAUGACGACGUCGAGGAAUCCAGUUGGUCCUUCGGUGACAUCCUCUUCAACGCCGCCAUCGUCGGAGUCCCUCUCCUCGCGCUGGGUUCCGCUCUGCCCGCAAGUUUUAUGACCGUCGCCAUCAGGAGACGCAGCUUCGACGACGGCUCUGAGAUUGACGCUUCGCUGGACCCCUCCGAGCUGCCUCUUCUUCACGAAAUCUUGGAGGCGCAGGACUUCACCCCCCUCCUGGAGCCCCGGUGCCAGAGGAAGCUGUUCUGCGAGCUGACCAAGAUCGGCGAGAGUGAGAACGCCUCUUUCAUGCAGCGGGCGUUCUACUACGUGGCCACCCUAACGCCGGACCCCAUCGCCCGCCGCGUGGGUCUCGUCAAUGUGUUCAGGGCAGCGAGGAAUGACCAGUGUGAGACUCUGAUCUGCCGCGACCCGCCCCACCUCUCCUCCCUGUCCCCCCCGGCCGCUCACCCCCCCUCCAACCACCUCCCUGAAGACUCCUCCUCCAGUACCUCCGACCCUGACGCCGAGGAGUAGCGGGGAGGAGACGCAGGUUGUGUGACGCACGGAUAGACGCAACGCUACUACUGUCCUCUGGCAACAGUGACUCCUGACUGUUGACUGACUGCUGCCCUUCCUUCUGUGUCCUUGUCUCCGGCCUUUUGGUUGUUAUUUUUUUUAGUUUUCUCUCUGUGCCAUAGUGCCCGCAGGUUCUCCUCCCCCCCUUGCCCCCUCCCCGUGAUGGUUCAGACUAGCGCCAAUACUGCCUGUGUUGACAACCUCCAUCACACCUCAGCGGAGUGGUUUGCUGUGCCGGUUUUAAGUCAAAUUUAACGCAAUCUUCCCUUCCCUUUCCCUCCCCUCCACUUCCCUUCCCUUCCCUUCCCUUCCACUUCCUUCCACUCCCUUACCUUCUCUUCUCUUCCCCUUCCUUUCCCUACCCCUCCUUUCCUCUCCCUUCCCUUCCACUUCCUUACCCUUCCCCUUACUUUCCCUUCCCUUCUCCUCUUCCCCUUCCAUCCCCUCAUCCUUCCUUACCGCUAGGAUUAGACCUGAACCGGCACUGCGUUUGUCUAUUGGCGUGUUGCAAGGGGCAAGAGGCAGGCGAGGGUCGGGCUGUCUGCGGGCUGCGACUCUUUGGACUGUGAUACGCAAGACUAAUCCAUUACAGUUAUUUGAUGGAUUCUUAGACGAGGGCGCCACAGAUGCUUACCAAUGACCAGGCUAACGAUACCUACUCUUAUCCCUUACGUAGCUUAGCACCCCACAGCCUCACAGAAUGACCGCUGAACAUGGACUAACCAACCACCCCCUCCCAUAGACUCAGACUCACAGACAAGCAAGGCUACUUCUGACGCUUUGCUACGGUUGCUCAAUGUUAGGUGAGACACGUGAGGUCGGUAUUCUCAGACGCUUCCGCCCCUCACAUAAACUAUUUCCAAAGGCCGAAGAGGAGAUCGCUUGGGUUCACAUAAUUGUCUCCUUAGGUUCAUGGUGCAGAAGAAGAGUCAGACUACCACCAGGGUCAUAAAAUUUGCCCUUGAAACGCCAAACGCUCCUACGAAAGCCUUGACAAAAUGUGUGUGCCUGGGUGCUGAAAUGUUUGACCCAAAUCUAAUUUACCACCAGGGUCAUAAAAUUACCACUGCAAAUGCCCAUCACUCCCACGAAAGCCUUGUCAAAUAUGAAUGUUUGGGUGCAGAAAUGUUUGACCCUAACCUAACCUACCAUCAAGGUCAUAAAACUAGCCCUGGAAAUGCCCAACACUCCCACGAAAGCCUUGUCAAAAUAUGUGGUAAGACGCUGAAGUGUUUGAGAAUAUGUCCCUCACCCUCCCUCCCUCAUUCCAUCCCCGUGAACCCUAGAGUGGCGCCCAGCCUGACCCACGGGCGGCGGCAGACGACCGACCACACCGACACACACACACAUUGACUGACUGACCCGACCACCAGACUGUGACAUAGCAAGCAGUCCACCUCCCUGUGUGUGUGUGUGUGGUUGGUUCAAAUGCCUCCGUUCCGGGCACCAUGACAAUCAGACUUAGAACUACUACUACUACUAUCCUCCUCUUACCCCUUCUCUUCCUACUACUACUAUUACUCCUCCUCCUACUGCUACUACUACUACUACUACUACUACUACUACUACUACGGGUACUGUUAGGACGCUUAACCAAAGACUAUCGUUAUAACACAGGACAUGCUCAGACACGUACUAGACGAGAAGAUAAUUAAUAUAUUUUUUCACGUUACGUUUAAUUGAUUGAUAUUUCUAGUUACCAUUUUUACCGCUUCUUUUUUUUUUAUUUACCAAAGACUUUUUACGUUGACUCAAGACGUGUAAAGGACCUGAUAGUGAUGAUGAUGAUGAUGAUAAUUAUGAUAGUAAUAAUAAUAAUAAUAAGAAGAAGAAGAAGAAAGAAGAAGUGUUAGACAAAGAAGAAAAUGAAAGACAAUUGAAAAAGAAAGCAAGAAAAAAAGGAGAAAAAAAGAAAGAAAAUGAAGAAGUUUUGAUGAUGAAGAAGAAAAUAUAUAAGACAAUUAAAAAGAAAAGAAAACAAGGAGUAGAAGAAGAAAAAGAAAAUAAUAAUAAUAAAAGUGUCAAACCACAAUUCAAUCAUAAAAAAACGAAAAGAAAAAAAUAUUAUCAUUAUUAUUGUCGUCACUACUACAUGUGACUGACUGACUGACUGACUCUAAGGAAGCUGUGACUUUCUAGUCUUCCCUGUGACUCACUAACUGACUCUUUGACUGACUCAGAGACACGGACUACUACUGUUAUUAAUGUUAUUGUUAUUGUUGUUGUUACUGUUGUUGUUGUUGAUACUUAUUUUUGAUAACCUGAACAAUCAACUUAUCCCGUGAAAAUUAGUACGUAAGGUUUUAUUUAGAUUAAGUGUGACAGACAAGCAGACACACAGACAGACAGACAGAUCCAACAUUGUAACGCUGACUGUCAUUGUUGUUUAUGCUGUUACUGUCAGUUUUUGCUGUCUGUUAGCAUUGGUGUGCUGAUGACAGCCAGACAGACACACAGACAGACAGGUAGAUCCAACACUGUGACGCUGCUGUUUCUGUCUGUUGGUAUUGGUGUGUCGACAGCCACACAGACAGACAGGCAGACAAGUAGAUCCAACACUGUGACGCUGCUGUUUCUGUCUGUUGGUGUUGGUGCCCAGACAGACACACAGAGACACACACACGAGACUUAUUUACUAGGCGAUCACAACACGGACAGACGCAGAACACAGACACGGAGUAAGGAAAGGAAGGCACACACUGUCUUAGAGGAAUUGGUUAUCACAUGCACUCUCAAUCAAAAGGCUUAGGACGGUUAGCACUUUGUCAUUUAUUUAUCUCACAUCACAGAAAAAAAAGGAAGGAGAAAAGAACGAACCAGAAAAUUAAUUGUUUUGUCAAAUUUCAAGAUUGUGUUAAGUGGCUAUUGCCAAGCACUUUGUCAUUCACUUAUUCGCUAUAGUUUUUUUUCCAUCAUACGUUCGGCCACUGUUUCGCAAGUCUUCGUAAUGACCGUCAUUGUGGACGUUGUAGACUUGUCAGCAUUUAUUUAUCUAUUUAUUGAUCUAUUUAUGACUAUUUAUCUAUUUAUUGGAGUGACAAUUCCAUCAGCUUACAUGUUAAGAGGACCCUGAAUGUACCUGACUCACGGUGACUCACCAACGCUCAAAACGGACUCAGUGACUCACCUCAGUGACUGCUCUGACUCACUGACUGACUAAUACAAAAAAAAUCAAACUUCUAGUGACUCAUGAAUGAAUGGUUUUGUAUCCAGACAACUGACUCACACACUGACUAUAGCGUGACUGACUGACUGACUUACUGACUCACUAACCCACACUCAGAGAGGCUCAGUGACUCGCACGAACCACCACUGACUCACUGUGAAGAACCGUACCUGACUGACUCAGUGACUAACAUGACUAACACUCCAUGACUCACGAAGCCUCAGUGACUCAUCAUUGACGACUCACGCUUUGCUCAGUGACUCAGCGGAUCCAUGACUCGACGCGGUGACUCGCUAUAACAGACGAGCUUAACUGACUCACGUGAUAGAGUGACUGAAUGUAUGACUGACUCAACGCCGACUAGUCAACCUCAGGACGUGACUCAGGAACAACUGACUCAACGGACCUGACUUUUUGCUACCUGGGCUGCUGGCGGUCCAGGAUAUUUGGAAUAUUUAUUAUUUUUUGUCUAUUUAUUUUGAUUGUUAUUAACUUGUUUUUCAUUUCGGCAAAAAAAGGAAUUUGUUCA
Eriocheir sinensis (Chinese mitten crab) is the source of this 4773-nucleotide messenger RNA. RefSeq lists its product as uncharacterized. The transcript has 6 exons. The coding region runs from base 131 to 1036 and encodes 301 amino acids. The record is from RefSeq and is a predicted model, not a curated record. NCBI's taxonomy places the organism in Eukaryota, Metazoa, Arthropoda, Malacostraca, Decapoda, Varunidae.